This is a messenger RNA of Saccoglossus kowalevskii, 1244 nucleotides long. Its product is annotated as acyl-CoA:lysophosphatidylglycerol acyltransferase 1-like. Gene Ontology annotation, molecular function: acyltransferase activity. Gene Ontology annotation, biological process: phosphatidylinositol acyl-chain remodeling. NCBI's taxonomy places the organism in Eukaryota, Metazoa, Hemichordata, Enteropneusta, Harrimaniidae. The record is from RefSeq and is a predicted model, not a curated record. Gene Ontology annotation, cellular component: endomembrane system; endoplasmic reticulum.
AUGUCUAAAAUACAGCAUUUAGUUAUGUCUUUGUUGCUGGUAAUUAAAGUUAUCAUCCGCUGCACCUUAAUCACUGCACAACAUAUCUAUGUGUUAGCUUACUUCUGCUAUCUACUACUACUAAUGCCAUUGAGGUGGUCUCACCCUAAGCUGUAUUGGACGAUUGAAGGGAAACUCUUCAAAUGGCUUCUAACUAACGUGGCAGCUUGGGGAUGGUCAGCAAAUUAUACAGUAUUUGAGACUGGUAUGGACAUUAGUGCCAUCCAAGAUGAUGAGGCAGUGAUUAUGGUGAAUCAUCAAUCAACUGGUGAUGUUCUAACAUUGAUGACAUGUCUACAACACAAAGGAAAAGUUUUAUCACAAGUUAUGUGGUUAAUGGAUAAACUAUUUCUAUGUGCACCUUUUGGAACAGUUUCCUAUAUCCAUGGGGACUUCUUUAUACAACAGGGUAAACAAUAUAGAGAUCAGCAAGUGAAAUUACUCAGGAACCAUUUAAUGAGUACAUAUUGGACAAGGUAUAGAAAAUGGCUUAUCCUCUUUCCAGAAGGGGGAUUUCUAAGAAAAAGAAGAGCAGGCAACCAAAAGUAUGCAAAGAAAAACAAAUUGCCAGUAUUUGAGCAUGUAACCCUCCCACGCCUUGGUGCUAUGAAAACUAUAAUGGAUACACUCAGGCAUUAUCCCGAUAUGGCAAAGAAGAAUGGAUUCCGAGAUAACAUCACUAAACGUCAGGUCAAAUGGAUAAUUGAUAUGACCAUCGGCUACCCAGGCUAUCCAGAUAUCAAGCCGAUGAAUGUUCAAACAUGGGUGUGUGGUUGGAGAGAACCCUGUCAAACAGUUGUACAUUAUCGAUAUUAUCCAAUAAAUGAUGUACCAGUGGAUGAAGAUGGCUUAAUGCGAUGGUUGUACCAAAGGUUUGAGGAGAAGGAAGAAUUACUGUUACAUUUCUACAAAACUGGGAAAUUCCCCACACAAAAUAUGAACUGCAAUACCAUCAAACCACAGCAGAUCAAAUUACCAUUCUGGUGGCUUCUAAAGAUCAAUAUCUUUUAUGCAUGCUCAGUUUAUCUUUGGAUUCAGGUUAUAAAGUCAGGCCUGUCAUAUUUGUGUUUUUACUUACCUGUAUAGUCAUAAUAUAAAAAUCUAGAAAUGACAUGAUAUCAGCAAAAAACUUUGAUGUGUCAAUAUCAGAAUCAUGGAAAUUGUGUUAAUAUCUAAGUGCCACAGCUGCUGUGUAGAUUUCUGCC